AUGGCCAUUUUGUCGCAACCGCCGCGAAGCUGGAUGUCGGGCACCCCGCCAAAGCGCAGUUCGCGGCUAUCGGCCGUGCCAAGGAAGCCUGCAAGAGCAGAUGAGCUGCGGCCUUCAAGAAGUCAGAACAGCAGGCCUUCUCGAAUUGAGCCAAGGCGACCCGAACGAGGUCCAGCUGCAAGCCGAGCAGCUGCAAACUUCAGUCCUGCAGAGGAUGAUGGUGGCACUGGAGGUUCCCACAGUACAACCACCAUGGCAACAGAAAAGGCACCUUGUGUUCGCAGCACCAGAUCUCCGGAUGCAAGGCAGGAUUCCUUUCCUUUGCUGAAUGACGAGGCUCGGGAAUGGCUCGAAGAGAAUGCAGAUCGGCUAUCUGAUCAGACACAGAAAUGCUUAAUGAUGCACCAGCAGCUCCAGCAGCUGUUACUGCAGCAGGGCAGCUUGCCAACGAGGAUGGAUGUUGCUCCUUCUGCGCCGGCCGCGCGGGAAGCAGAGGAGAAGAGCCCCGGCAAGCUGUCGCCGAAUGCCUUGGAAGGAGCGCCUUUGGAUCUCCUGAAAGCCGAGCGGCUCUGCUCAGCGCCUUCGGUUGCUGCGCAGAGGAGAGAUGAGCUCAGGUCUGAGAUAGUCGCAGCUGAGCAAGAACUACGUGCGGCUGAGGCGGAAUUCAGGAUAGAGGAAGCUCGAAAUGACAAGUUCGAGCAGGCCGUGGAAGCGGGCGGCGAGGCCGAAAUGCGCCGUCUGGAAGAGAAGGUCGUGCCCAAACCAAGCAGUGCAAUGAAGUGGGAGGCAUCCUUGCUUGAAGUGAUGGCCUUAGCAUAUGGAGCCUUCGAAUCUUCCGUGGAGUGA
This is a messenger RNA of Symbiodinium sp. CCMP2592, 846 nucleotides long. Lineage: Eukaryota; Dinophyceae; Suessiales; Symbiodiniaceae. The record is from the annotation of a GenBank genome assembly.